AGAAUGUCAAUCGUUAUGAGUUUAGUUUAGGAUCCUCUUUCGCCUUUUCCGAUCGUCCAUUGUGGCUGCCGCGCUUAUUCGUUACGUCUUCCCGCGGGAAUUGCGUAAUCGAGGAUGACUGGAAGGACAUCGUUGGUGGAACAGAAGAGACUCCAAUGGGCGAAGGAAAGGGAAGAAAUGGCUCGUCUUGGUGUUAAUUGGGGAUCCCUGAAAUCAGGCAAUUACAAUCGUACUCAUAUUCGCACAUACGCAAAUGAAGCCAGAUUGUCCUUGGGGGAAAUAAAGGAUAGACCCUCCGCACAACCCCUUCGUUCUGGACAUUAUGGGAGCACCGUCAGUCUGAAGAGUCUAGCGACGGAAAGUUCCGAGAAUGGCAACAGCAACCUUAAAUGCCUCGACUACAAUGGCGGUAGUUUAAUUAAUCUUCGGGAUCAGGUGGAAUCUUCGCAAGUCAGGCGCAGAAGUCCCAGUUUGCCUCCAAUUUUCAACAAGGAACAACGGCAAUAUUUUUGCCGGCUGGAACAACAACAGCGUGACUUCGGCGUGGAAGGAUCGCGAUACCAGUCACAAAGAUCGCAAAAACUGGAACACCGUCGCCAUCGAUCUAACGAACGUCGCGAGAGCCAAAAAGAGGUACGACAUUACGGCUCGCCGGGUGAAGAACGCGAAGGCGAGACUUCCGGUUACGCUAGCGAUUCCGUGGAUGUACCACAGGCGGGACAAAGAAUUCUGGUUGAUAAAGCAGCGACCAGAAUGGAAAUGACGGAGAAAACGUGGCAGAAUCCUUACUGCACUACCCCGGAGAGUUCACUGCCACCCUCGAGGAGACUUUCGCCGGGCAGAAUGGGCGAACUCAAUAGACCAAGGUGGGGUAGUGUCUGGGGUCAAGACGCAGCGAGAGGAGACCCACCGCCGCCUUCUUGGCUAUCAAGAUUAGGACAGUCGAGCCAAGUCCUAGUAAUCAAUCAUGACAGCGCCAGCAGCCCGGACAGUUCAACGACCGGUUCAACCGGCUCGGAUAUCAACAAGGUAUCUUAUCUUCGGGGUCAGAAUAUUCCGGUGGACACGGAAAUUCUUCAGGAACGCGAAGCGAGACGGCAGAAAGCGUUGGAACUUCAGAACGCCAUCAAGCAACAGCUCGAGGAAAAGGACAGACAGAGGAAGGAGGAGAAAGAGCGACGGAUGAGAGAAGAGAUGUUGGAAGAGGAGCGGAUCCGGCGAGAGAGGGAAAGAGACAAAGAGAGAUUCGAAGAGGAACAGCGGAUGCUGCGCGAGAAGGAGGAAGCGAAGCUGAGGAAGGCGCAAGCGAUGCGUGAAGUUCUAGAAGCCGCGGAGCGACUUGCGAUGGAAGAACGAAAGAAGCGGCGAAAGCGAGAGGAAUACACUGACGAGAGUACUGACGUGGUGACACAACAGUCCCCGAACGCGACCCCGAAUACAAAUGACAAACGCGAGGAACAGAACUACUCGCAGACGCAGAAGCAAAGCGCAAGUACGAUUAGUUACCAAGAGGAGAGAUCCAGUCCGCGGAACGCCAGCAAGGCCGAGCCUCACCAUCGAGAGGUCGAAAGCGAUAAAGACACGAAGGAGAUUCACCCGCGAACGAAUUACGCAGACAAAUCGGAGGAGACCACGCUGGAUGUGAAUCCGAGGUCUCUCCAAGUCCCCGUGAGCAAAGACGUGGCGAUCGUGCUGAGCGGUCGGCUGGAGGAUCCGGAGAUCCUGAACAAGGCGAACCUGCAGCUGGUGAAUCUGGUGAUGACGCCGAGAUUCACGGAGAAUCCCACGGAUUACCUGUCGCUGGGAAUCAACACGAUCGUGAGGAGUCCUAGGAACCCGAGGAGGUCCUCGAGGGACGCCUCGUCCAUCAUCGUGGAGAACAGAUUGCUGACGCCGAGCAAGUACAGAACACCGGCCGGCCGGGAUUUCGGCACGCAGACAGACGUGGAAUCCGACAUCCAGGAGUUGCGAGAGAAGUUGCAGGAUCAAUCGAUUCGGGACCAAGAUACCACGAAGGACCGGAAGGACACGACGAACGCUAAUCGAAGAACCGUUGAAAAGUCGAAUAAUACGGGUUCCGAAGAAAUUCCUAUGAAGUCACUUCCGCGAUCCAAAUCGCAGCCCAGAACUACGCUCGACAGCAGACCGCGAUGGAACGCCAAUCGCCCAGGUACACGAUAUCGAACGCAAAGUGAGAAAGACCCGCACUAUCAAAGACGAUUGCGAUUAAGAAGGCGCCGAGUCGAGUCCAGUGACGAAGGGUCCAGAUCGCCGUCUCCCGAUCGACGAAAAUUGAAUAACAGUAAGUCGAAGAACCGAAGUAUUAUUAGGCGUAAAGUGAAAGUCGAGAAUUAUGACGCCGAUUUAUCGAUGGACAGUCUGAAUUCUGUCAUACCUCUGCGGAUUGACAAAAACGGGAAGAUCCAUAUCGAAGAGCGUGUCGAAAAAUUACAAUCGGAGAACGAUACGAAUCAGGCAAAACGAUCGGAUAAUAACUCUAAUGUCUGGUGCGGACAAGAAAUUUUAUCCAAGUUGUCGUCAUUGAGAAGCGGACUUCUGAUGAAGCAGAUCGAGUGGGACUCCGAACGAUGUCUGGUCUCACCCGCUGCGUCCGAAAUCUUUUAAGCGCCCGCAAGAU
Molecule: messenger RNA, 2638 nt
Organism: Pogonomyrmex barbatus (red harvester ant)
Lineage: Eukaryota; Metazoa; Arthropoda; Insecta; Hymenoptera; Formicidae
Biological process (GO): cilium assembly
Cellular component (GO): cilium; microtubule
Molecular function (GO): microtubule binding
Source: RefSeq, a predicted model, not a curated record